AUGAACACGAAUCAUACUUGCACGAAGAGUCGUCGUCCCACGCGUUCCGCCGACACGGAAUCCUUGUAUGACGAAGUGUUACACAAAAUCGACGAUAGCAUUUUAUCCGUCAAAUUAACUAAGAACAAACAUCGCAUAGAGACUACAGAUAAAUACACAGUCAAGCCUGUCAAACCUUCCAUUCUUGUUAAUUGCGUGGAUAAAUAUGGUAACGAAUGCAAGAAAGAUUGUCCGAAAGUCAAGGUAAUACACAAUCAACCACCUCCUCCGAAAAAACCGGAAGAAGAAAUGCUCAUACUACAAUCAAUACAGCAUAUUACUCCCUACAACGAUUUGAAACACAGCAUUGAGGUGGAAUUUAAGUCGCCACGGAAUUAUAUUCCGUUACCAGAACCUGGGCCAUCCCCACCCAUAAUCGUUCCAAAAGAGACCAUUAUCGUGAAACCGGAUAAGCCGAAAAAGAAGUAA
Molecule: messenger RNA, 468 nt
Organism: Dinoponera quadriceps
Lineage: Eukaryota; Metazoa; Arthropoda; Insecta; Hymenoptera; Formicidae
Exons: 2
Coding region: 1-468 (155 amino acids)
Source: RefSeq, a predicted model, not a curated record